AUGGCGUCACAGGUUAAGACAGGUGUCUUUCAAACACUCGAGACAGUCUCCGAGGCGAACAUCAUCAUCCGAGACAAGAUAUACGGCGAGCAUAGCAUCACCGAACCUGUGCUUAUACAUCUACUCCGAAGCCCCGAGCUAUUACGCCUCAAAGGUAUCUGUCAACACGGAGUCACUACAUUCCUCGGCUUCGGCCCCAAAGUCACCCGCUUCGAGCACUCAGUCGGUGCAUUUCUACUAGUGCGCGCAGUUGGAGCCAGUGUCGAGGAGCAGAUUGCCGCCCUGCUCCACGAUAUCAGUCACACCAGUCUCAGCCAUGUCGUUGAUGACGCGCUAUCCCAACCCGGAGAAGGAAGCUACCACGAAGUCCACAAAUCCCGAUUCUUAAAAACCACCCAAUUACCUCAGAUCCUCACACAGUACGGCUUUGGAAAUCUCAAACCCCUCGACGAAGAAUUAUUCCGCCUCGUUGAAAUGCCAUCACCACACCUCUGCGCUGAUCGGCUGGACUACGCGCUCCGAGACGCACUAGCCUUCGAAAAACUUUGCCUCGACCAAGUACAAGAAAUAUAUCAAUCUCUCAAUGCAUUCCCAUCCGCUUCCUCUCCUACCCGCCUCCUUGUUCUCGAGAACCAAAAACACGCACUAGUCCUCGCUCGCGCAUACCAAGCCACAGACCGAGAUGUAUGGUCCAAUCGAGCACAGGCAAAUCUGUAUAAAAGAACGGGGUCGAUAAUUAGGGAACUGGUUUACUCGGGCCGUGUGGAAGAAGAGGCACUCUGGAAUUUAUCCGAUGAAGAUUUCUGGGCAUUGUUGCGCCGGCAGGCGACGCCUGAGAUUCUAGUUGAAAUGGACAAGAUGGAAACACAAGGUCUUCCGAAUGAGGAGGAGUUGCGUUUACCCCGGGGUGCUAAGAUUCGAACUAUCGAUCCGGAUGUUUGUCAGGGUUCGCAGAAGAAUCCCUUGCCUUUGUCGGUUGUUCUUCCGGAAUGGGGUGUAGAGCGACGGGAAUACAUUCUUAGUAGGGAGUCCACGCGAGAAUAG
This is a messenger RNA of Penicillium waksmanii, 1044 nucleotides long. RefSeq lists its product as uncharacterized. Gene Ontology annotation, biological process: dGTP catabolic process. Bases 1 to 1044 code for a protein of 347 amino acids. The transcript has a single exon. Gene Ontology annotation, molecular function: dGTPase activity. Gene Ontology annotation, cellular component: nucleus. The record is from RefSeq and is a predicted model, not a curated record. Lineage: Eukaryota; Fungi; Ascomycota; Eurotiomycetes; Eurotiales; Aspergillaceae.